AUGGAUGCGCUUGGGACCUUGCCGGAAGGUCGUGGAGAGGAAUUUCUUGACGUUGGAUCAAGCAUGAAAAAGCCAUUUUUAGGACCUUCGAGCACGGGUCCUCUCGCGUUUGACGAUGUUCAUCUGAGGCGUGCACGAGGACCCUUAUCUUCAAGUUCGAGUUCCUCCAUUCUGGAGAAAGAGCGCUUUGCCUGGCAGCGUGAACGCGAGCAAUUACACGCGGAGAUAGAACGACAGAAAGAGGAGCUGGAAGUGCAGUUGAAGGAGAAAGAUCGCUACGUGGAGUCCUUUAUGGAAGAUCUGGAGAAGCAAACUGCGGUCUUGAAGGAGGAACGGAGUUUGUUGGUCGAAGAACGUGCGGAAUUUUUGAAGGAAUUGGAUGAAUUCGAAAAAGUUGCUGCGAUUGGAGAGGGAGAGCAGCUUGUGGGGGGAAAGAAGGAGGUACUUGCUUUUUGUUCCGAUUGAACUUGUUUCUCAAUCGAGCAUUGUAACUUUUUUAAGGAUAAUUUAUUGAGCUUGGUCGUGUAUCGUGCUUUACCCCGUAGUACUAGAGAACAAUAUCACAAAAGUACUUCAAUCUCCAGUCCCACGGCAAGAACCAGCAAAAAAGUUCUGCCGCGAGACGAAAAAAUAGCCUGGCAUCUACUCGAGUUGUGGACCCGAACGCCAGUGCUGAACAAGACAAGAACUCUUUCAUCAAGCCUUUUACCUCCUCCCUCAUGCUAUCCAAGAUCACUUCAACGUCACGGAACAACGCCUCAGCUUUGAAGUUGCAGGACAGUAGUUUUGCAGAAACAGAGCUUGCCAACGCUCAAAAAAUGAUUCGUGAGAUGGAGAGGCAAUUGGCCGAAAGUCAUGCUAUACGGAAAACACAGAAUAGGCAGAUACUAGCGG
Messenger RNA from Amoebophrya sp. A25, 894 nucleotides. NCBI's taxonomy places the organism in Eukaryota, Dinophyceae, Syndiniales, Amoebophryaceae. The record is from the annotation of a GenBank genome assembly.